This is a messenger RNA of Aedes albopictus (Asian tiger mosquito), 999 nucleotides long. Its product is annotated as E3 ubiquitin-protein ligase siah-1. The transcript is spliced from 3 exons. Lineage: Eukaryota; Metazoa; Arthropoda; Insecta; Diptera; Culicidae. Gene Ontology annotation, molecular function: zinc ion binding; ubiquitin protein ligase activity; ubiquitin conjugating enzyme binding. The record is from RefSeq and is a predicted model, not a curated record. Gene Ontology annotation, cellular component: cytoplasm. Gene Ontology annotation, biological process: proteasome-mediated ubiquitin-dependent protein catabolic process; multicellular organism development. Bases 17 to 970 code for a protein of 317 amino acids.
UAUUUAGACGUAGCGGAUGGAGUCCAGUAAAUUGAAGUGCAUUUUGUGCAAAAAGUAUCCCACGGGGGAUAUAUACGAAUGCAGUAAUCGUCACGUAGGAUGUUUACUCUGCGUAAACGAUAAGCGUGGACGACCUUGCGUGUGUUGUCGACCGUUCAACCGCAGGAAGCAGAAUCCAAUCGAGAAGUUGGAAAAGCAAACUAAAAUUCCUUGCGAUUUCAAGGAGUCCGGAUGCACUUGGCUGUUCGAAGCAUCCCAGUUGGACAACCAUUUGGAAGAGUGUAAAUUUCGUCCGUAUCGGUGCAUUCUCGAUGAGCUGGACGUAAAACCAUGCAACUGGACUGGACAACAGCACGAAGUGGAAGAACAUCUGGAGAAGGACCAUCGGGAACUAGGAACGCCUUUCAGCUACUUCCAAGAAGCAGUCAAGAUCGCCUUCAUCGCGAACAAACCCAAAUCCGUUGUCAAACUGAUUGAUGCUUUCAGCAAAGAUUUCCUCUUCUUCUAUCGGGCGUGUCUUGAAAGACGCACGCUCUGUUUCAUGAUCAUCUACUUUGGUCGACGCGUUGAAGCUCAGCAGUACUAUUACGAGUUGGAUAUCCGAUCCCCGACGAAAACCGGCGUUCCUCGCAUGAAGUUCGUCCAGCAGUGUGUGGCCGACUGCGAAGACUUCGAACAAAUGAUGGAACAGGAAAGCAACUGCGUCGCCAUUUCGUUCAAUACCAUCAAACACUAUCUGGGCGAAGGGAAUGCGCUGUCGUUUCGAUUCAUCGUGAAAAAAGCGGAAAAAGACGCGAAUAAGGCGGUGGUGGCGGCGGCGGCUCGAGAGCGCAGUAUCUCUGAUCAAGGAAGCAAACCCUCGCCGGAGAAUAAGGGAACGAAGGAAAGACGUAGAUAUACAUCUGGAUCAUCACUUGAAGAUCCACCGUUGCGAGCGGAAUCGACGAAUUAUGAGUAUCCGAUUUUUUGAGAAUAAAGACACAUUUUUCGAGUACAAAA